Messenger RNA from Fonsecaea erecta, 1125 nucleotides. RefSeq lists its product as hypothetical. The transcript has a single exon. The record is from RefSeq and is a predicted model, not a curated record. Bases 1 to 1125 code for a protein of 374 amino acids. Gene Ontology annotation, molecular function: oxidoreductase activity, acting on NAD(P)H. Lineage: Eukaryota; Fungi; Ascomycota; Eurotiomycetes; Chaetothyriales; Herpotrichiellaceae.
AUGUCGCCAUCGAACCUUGCUGCAAUCCUUCCGUCUGCCAAAGCACCAAACCUCACAAUCUCCCCGGCUCCCUACUCUCCUCCAUCUUCUGGAGAAGUGGUGAUCAGAGCUCACGCCGUGGCGAUAAAUCCUGCUGACUGGAUCAUCCAACGACUCGGAAUUCUCAUCUCAGAAGAGGACGGCUACCCGUGCAUCCUCGGGUGUGAUGUUGCCGGGGAAGUUGUUGAGCUCCCUCGUGAAGGGCAGACAGAUCAACGGAUCUCUCACCUCAAGGUCGGUGAUCGUGUAAUCGGUCAAACAACGCCGCUGAGGGUCAAAGAAUCCAAAGACUUGGACCUUACUGGGGACGGCCUCGAACAAUGGCGUGGCAAGAAGGUGUACGCAUACUCAUCUUUCCAACAAUACGUGGUUCUUCUUUCCCCGUUCGUGGCAAAGAUCCCCGAGGCCACGACCUAUGAGGACGCGGUUGUCUUGCCGCUUGCUGUGAGGACCGCCUCCAGUUGCCUGUUUCCAGAAGUGAUGCUGGGAUUGGAUAUGCCUCCUGUCGAAGGCAUAGCUGAGAAGAAGGGCAAAACUCUCGUUGUGUGGGGUGCCUCGUCGAGCGUGGGAUCCUGCGGCGUCCAACUCGCAGUGUUGGCCGGCUACACCGUUGUCGGCAUUUGUUCGCAGAGAAACCACGGCUUCGUCACAUCACUGGGUGCGGAGAAAUGCUUUGACCAAAGUGAUCCAAACAUAGUUGAAUCCGCGAUCUCCUACCUCAGGGCGGCGGGCGAGGAAGUGAUCGGGGCGUACGACGCCAUCUCCAAACCUCCCACGUUGCACUCCCUCUGUGAAAUCCUUCACGCCUGUGGUGGUCGGAAGUUCAUCGCCUCCGUAUUCCCAGGCGCAGCACAGUACGCCAAGAAUGACGUGUCGAUCGUGCCAAACGUGUCAGCAGUAUCUGACUUUUCCACCGGCGUCGCGCCCAGGGUGUGGGAUUGGCUUGAGAUCGCCUUGGAGGACCACCGGUUACAAUACAUGCCUGCACCUGAGUUCAUGGGGAGUGGACUCGAGUGCGUCCAAACCGCGAUGGACAAACUGGCUGGGGGAACGGUGAGUGGGAGGAAACUAGUGGUCACUCUAUGA